GGAAGCUGGUGAUUUUUCCCAGGUCCUGAUGGAGUCUCCUGUCUGUCUCCCAUCAGGCUGCUGAUCAGCUGUCGGUCUGCUCUCUAAACCAGCUUUGGGGAAAGUCCAGCUUGAUCCGAGUUCUUGCCGCUCCUGAUAGCAGCAGUUUAAGGCAUCCGCUUUGUGAGAGCCAGACAGCCCACCAGCAAGCAAACACCACGAUACUAAAGAGCAGCGAUGCUCCACCCAAAGCCUGCCUCCAUCAUGGCGUCAGUCAACCAGACAGCACUGGACUCUUUUCUUAACUAAAAUAAGGAAUUUUCUCUGCAAACUUUGUAUUAUGAAGUGUAAUCAGAACAUUAAAAACACAUAUUUUUGUAUUUUAAGGUGCUUAUGUUAAAAAGCAAUCUCUGCCUUUAACCUCAGGAAGGAAAUGAAGUCGUUAAAAAGCAAACUUUCAAAUGUGAUCAUGACCUCAGUGUUUUAUGUUGCAUUAUUUUUUGUAUUUUCUACAUUUUUUAUAAUCUAUGUAAGUUUGAUGGUGGAUUUACCUGCUCAGUGUUUUUUGUUUUUUAACCUUGAAUCCUUUUGUACGUAAUGUAUUGUCUGAAGUGGGGGGAGACGUGAAACCAGUCUUACAGGGCUGAUGAGAGCUGCGUCUUAGUGCCGUUUUUCCAGUUUCACUGCCUUCUCUCUGUGACUCAGAGGAAAUAUCUAAAGCUCUCAUUUGCUUUUACAUCUUGUAACCUGAAAGAUUGGAAACAACUUCUUUUAUAUAUGAAUAUAUCUAUAUAAAUACCUCUCUCAAACACGUUCUUUCUGGUAAUGCUUUUUUUUUAAGUUAAUCUAUUUUUAAUGUGUUGCUGCUUUAUAUUCUGUAGAAGUUUUUUUAUUCCUUUAACAUUUUAUUUUGAAAGGUCUGAAAAUCAAGUUUAACAGGAGUGAUCUGGUGACCUGACGCACCUUCAGUUGAUUGUUUUUUUUUAAGCGGCCAGGAAAACUCUGGUGAAGAGCUGGAUUUAAAAGUAUAAAUACUUUGGAUUCAUUCGUCCAACUUUACGGAGACAAUAUGAGUAAAACAAAGACUAAAAAUGAUAAUAAGACGGAGAAAGCUCUGGCUGCGGAGAAAGAACAGUUUGGCAAACAGCAGCUUCACAGUCUCAGCAAAAUCGCCACCUCAGCUGAAGUUCCACAUAUAAUCCUGGGAACGCAUAAGGAGGGUGGAGCCACCACCUUCUGGUCCUACGUCUUGAACCUGCCUCUGUCCAGCAACUCCAUGGUCAGCUGGAAGGUCUGCUAUCUGAUUCACAAAGUGCUCAGAGAAGGCCACAGGAAUGUUAUUACAGAUUCUCACAGACACAGCCGCAGCAUAAGAGACAUGGGAGUCCUUUGGGGAAACCUGCAUGAUCGAUACGGUCACAUUGUGGCCUUGUCUGCUAAAUACCUCCACCUAAAAAUGGAGUUUCAUGCAAAGCACAAAGUGAUUCCAGGUAACCUGGAAGCCACUGAUGAAACCUUGGAGAAGGAAGCAGGAACUGAUAUGACCAAAGUGUUGGACAUGACUCAGCAGCUGAUGGACCACUGGGAUGCUGGACUGAAGAUGGCUGAGACAGUUCUGCGUCAGAUGGAUGCCAACGGGGCCAAAUCCACGACCCAAGCCGGACAGUGCAGACUGACGCCUCUCAUCCCUCUCAUACUGGACUGCAGUUUCCUCUACCACUUCUCUGUCCGCCUGCUUUUCAAACUGCACAGCCGUAUCGCUCCAGAUGUGCUUCUGGGUCAUCGAGAGAGGUUCCGGGACCAGUUCGUCAGCCUCACGCAGUUCUUCAACAGAGCCAGAGAAAUUGAGUUCUUCAAAACGAUCAUCCAGAUCCCAGAUCUCCCAGAUUCGCCCCCAAACUUUCUCCGAGCCGCUGCCUUGGGGGAGUACAAAAGGCCGGUGGUGCUGAUGCCGGGCGAGGAUCGUCCAGAGGAGGAUGAAGUGGAAGCGCAGCCAGAGUUUAGAGACACGACUCAGAUACCACAGUACUAUUUGCUCAAUCAGAUGGGAGGAUCUGAGCUGCCUGUGGAGCACAGAGAAAGCGACAACAAUGGCUAUAAGAGGGAACUGGAGGUUCUGAAACCAGAGCUAGAGCUCAUCAAGAGUGAGGCUCAGAAAUGUAUGGUUGAGUUAAAGGCUCAGGUGAACCGUCUGGAAGCAGAGGUGGAGGAGCAGCGCACCCACAAGCAGGUCGCUAUGGUUGAAAACGAACACCUGCGGAUGGAGGUGGAGGCCUUGCGCAGCGCUAACGUGGCCAACGUCGGAGCUCAGAUCGGAUACAAGGAGGCGGACAGCAGAGCUCAGGCUGCAGAGGUUCGGUUCACGCAGCUCAAAGAGAGACACGCAGAGCUGGUUACGAGUCACGCCGAUUUAAUGAAGAAGAAUGCAGAAACAGUUAAGAUGCUGACGAGUACAAAGCAUGUUCAAGAUGAUUUACUCAGAGCCAAGCAGCAACUGGAGAGCGAGGUGGAAAGUCUGCGGCAGGAGAAAAGAUCGGCGAUGAAUGUCCAGCAGCAGGAAGUUGAUCGCCUGAACAAAGAGCUACUGGAGCAGAGGGCAGAGAUGGCGCUGCUCCACAGCAUUCUGGAGAAUAAAGAGAAGGAGGGGACUCAGGUCAGCAGCAGCCUGGCAGCCCUUCAGGCGGAGCGCGAUGCGCUGCUUCGCUCCGCCAAGGAGAAGGACGCAGAGCUGUCCAGUCUGAGACAGCAGGCCCAGCAGCAGCAGAGCUCCAUGGACCUGGAGAAAGACAGGAUGAGCCGAGAACUGGAGGCUCUGAGGGCCCAGCUGCAGCAGCAGCUUGCUAUAAACGCAGAGCAGAAGCUGGAGAUCGACAGACUGAAGCGAGAGCUGGACUCCACCCGAGCAGAUCUGGCUCGCGCUAACACUCUGCUGCAAAGCAAAGAGAUGAGCGGCACACAGCUGAACAGCACAUUGGCCGGCCUGCAGGCAGAGAAGGAUGCGUUGCUGCGAUCCGUUCGGGACCAGGAUGCAGAGCUGAAAUCUCUGAGACAGCAAGCCCAGCUCCACCAGAGCAUCCUGGAGCAGGAGAGGCAGAGGAGCAACAUGGAGCUGGGAAACUUACACGCUCAGCUGCAGCAGCAGGCGUGUCGGGAGGGUGAUCUGGCCCAGAAGCUGCAGAACGAGCAGUUCUGUCUCCUUCAGUGUGCAGUCGUUGAAGCUGAGGGCAUCAUAUUGGACGCUGUUGCCAAACUGGAUGACCCCAUACAUGUCCGCUGCAUCAGUUCUCCAGAUUAUUUGAUAAACCGAGCUGAGAUCACUCUGGGCUCUAUUGAUAAAAUGCAGCAGAGCCACAUGAUGUAUCUGGGGAACAGAAACGAUGCAAGUGGCCUGCUGAGGGCCGUCACCCAGUUUUCCCACCUCGCCGCAGACACCAUCGUUAACGGCGCUGCAACGUCUCACUCGGCUCCCAUCGAUCAUGCUGAUGCUUUAACCGACAGCUGUCGGGAAUGUGCGAAUAACUGCCUGCAGUACCUGAAUGACCUGAAAUCUCAGGUCAAUCUGCAGAGAGCCGAUCCGGCCGCCAUUCGUUACAUUAUUCAACGCAUCCUCGCCAUGGGACAGGAUUUACGCCCAAAAGGACAGGAUGUGCUGAAAGAGGAGCUGGGAAGCAUGGUGGAUAAAGAAAUGGUCGCUACGUCAACUGCUAUUGAGGAUGCUGUGCUGCGAAUGGAUGAGAUUCUGUCCCAAGCAAAGAGCAACACCAGCGGCGUAAAGUUGGAGGUCAACCAGAGCAUCCUGGGAUCCUGUUCAGAUCUGAUGAAGGCAAUUCACAUCCUGGUCACAGCUGCCACUGACUUACAGAAAGACAUUGUGGAAGGAGGCAGGGGGGCGGCAUCUGUUACUGAGUUUUAUGCCAAAAACUCUCGCUGGACCGAAGGACUCAUCUCAGCAUCCAAAGCUGUGGGCUGGGGUGCAACUCAGCUGCUAGACUCGGCUGACCGGGUCGUGGCUGAAAAAGGUUCAUAUGAGGAGCUCAUUGCCUGUUCCCACGAGAUCGCAGGAAGCACUGCCCAGCUGGUCGCAGCAUCAAAGGUGAAGGCUGAUCGCAGCAAUAAGAAGCUGAACACGCUGCAGCAGGCCUCACGGCACGUGAAUGACAUGGCUGCAGUGGUCGUCACCUCCACCAAGCAUGGGCAGCAGCAGAUCUCCGACCACGGUGUGAUGGACUUCUCCGGCAUGUCAUUGAUCAAACUCAAAAAAGAGGAAAUGGAAGCUCAGGUGAAGGUUCUGCAGCUUGAGAGCCAGCUGGAACAGGAGCGAAUCCGUCUUGGGGAGCUCAGGAAGAGGCACUACGACCUUGGGGGCCCCGAUGGCAAAAACGACGACGAUAGCUUCCCUCCCCCUCCACCACCGACCCUGCUUGACUCCACCUCGCCACCCCUGUCGUUUCCAAGCACAAAGCCUCUCACAACCACUUCAAGCUUCUCCCUGCCCCAGUCUUACACCCCAACUCAAACCUACACCCCCUCUCAAUCAUUCACACCUUCUCAACCCUAUAACCCAUCCCAAAGUUACACACCUCCCCAGCCCUACACCCCUCCCCAGCCCUACACCCCCUCCCAGCCCUACACCCCCUCCCAGCCCUACAUUCCAUCCCAACCUUACAGUUCAUCAGUGCCUUUCACCCCAAACCUGAGCCAGAGCUACCUGCAGCCACAGUCUCAUUCGCUGUCUCAGCCCUCGUCGCUUCCAUCCGCUGCUGCUCAGCCUAAACCGGCCUCUCAGCCACAGACCGCCCAGCAGAGCAGCACUGAAUCCCACAAACUGACCUUCAAGAAACCAAGCAUCUUCGUUAAAUCUGGAAACUUGCUGAAAAAUGCGUUCAAACGAGGGGAAACUGGAACAGGAGAGUCUUAGAGUUCCCUGAAAAAGAAGAAUCCGACCUGAUGAAGUUAGGACUCGUUGGAGAAGUUCCCACUUUUGAUGAUGGUGGUGAAUUAAACUCAGAUUAAAUGAAACUUCAUGGAAAAAGCUGCAGUUUGUUAUCGCUUGAUAUGUGCUACAGUUUUAUCACUAAUGACAAAGGCAUAUUUUCUCAUCCUUUAUAUCUCUAAUCCUUAAAUCAGUAAAAAUGAUCAAACUGUUUAAGGUUGAGUUGUACCUCUGUUUUUAUUUUUCUUUGGUUUAUUUCUUAAUAAAACCUUAAUCCGAACUAUUUUAAUACCAAUUUAAGGCAAUCUGAGUCAUCAGACGAGACGUAAAAGCUUUACUACUGAAACCAAAAUUUGAGACAUAAUUAGAGUUCCAAGUGGAGGAAAAGUUGACUGGAGCAUCAAACCGUUUCAUGGUUUGAAUCAUUAACAGGUUGACUCCAAACCAACAUGUCAAGAUUUCAAUCUUACUGUUAGCUCAGCUGCCCCGCUUUUUAAUAAGCAUUUUUGUCCUGUUGUAUAAAAAUGUGUCUGCUUUUGUGUUUUAAUUGGUUGUUCCUUUUAAUUGCUUCUAAUCUAAGACGACUUCAAUGUUUUUUUCUUAACUUGUCUGUAAGGAAAUUUUAUAUUUAUUGAUAUAAAAAGGUUUAACACUCAAAAUGACACACUGCGCCGAUCUUUAACCGCACCAAAGUGGACAUUUAUUGCCUCUUCUGUCAAUAGUCCUCUUUAAAUAAUUAACUUAAAGCAAUCAUGGCGUCAAAAUGUUUAAAAAUCAUUUAUAUUUAUGAUUUAUUUUUUUUUAUAUCUGUUUUGUACUUGUUUUAUUGUUUCAGUAGCGCUAUUUUAAAACAGCAUUUUGUUUGCUUUUUGUUUUUUCACUGUUUGGGAAACGCAGUCUGCUUUAACAUUUUGGAUUCAAUGAUAGUAGAUAUAUGUAUAUCUGGUAGAUGCUCUCGGUUUCUGUCAUUUGAUUGGCUGGUUCACUGUAUUUACAAGAAAUUUCACAGGAGAACCCAAUAAAGU
This is a messenger RNA of Cyprinodon variegatus (sheepshead minnow), 5937 nucleotides long. Its product is annotated as huntingtin-interacting protein 1-related protein-like. Gene Ontology annotation, cellular component: actin cortical patch; clathrin-coated vesicle. Gene Ontology annotation, biological process: actin filament organization; endocytosis; clathrin coat assembly. Bases 1049 to 4897 code for a protein of 1282 amino acids. Gene Ontology annotation, molecular function: clathrin light chain binding; clathrin-cargo adaptor activity; phosphatidylinositol-3,5-bisphosphate binding. The transcript has 34 exons. The record is from RefSeq and is a predicted model, not a curated record. Lineage: Eukaryota; Metazoa; Chordata; Actinopteri; Cyprinodontiformes; Cyprinodontidae.